Tuber melanosporum (Perigord truffle) is the source of this 2762-nucleotide messenger RNA. RefSeq lists its product as uncharacterized. The coding region runs from base 45 to 2762 and encodes 905 amino acids. NCBI's taxonomy places the organism in Eukaryota, Fungi, Ascomycota, Pezizomycetes, Pezizales, Tuberaceae. Gene Ontology annotation, molecular function: ATP binding; ATP-dependent DNA damage sensor activity; mismatched DNA binding. The transcript is spliced from 8 exons. The record is from RefSeq and is a predicted model, not a curated record. Gene Ontology annotation, cellular component: nucleus; MutSalpha complex. Gene Ontology annotation, biological process: mitotic recombination; mismatch repair.
CUCGAAUUCUCUAAGCCCGAUACCGGUUGCUGAGUAUUUGUGCAAUGGGAUCUCGCCCUGAGCUUAAGGUUGAGGAUGAGAGUGCCUUUAUUUCCUUUUUCAACAGUCUUCCCGAGACGGAUGCCAUUCGACUCUUCGACAGAAACGACUACUACACUGCCCACGGGCAGGAUGCUAUAUAUGUUGCUCAGACGAUCUAUAAAACUACAUCCGUCAUCCGACAAUUGGGCAGCUCGAGGAACCCCCUUGAGUCAUGUACUCUAUCCGUUACCGCCUACCGCAAUUUCCUUCGCGAAUGCCUCUUCCAGAAUAGAAAGCGGGUGGAAAUAUGGGGAGCAAAAUUGAGGAAUAAGUGGGGCAUUACGAAGAAGGCUUCUCCUGGAAAUCUUCAAGAUGUUGAGGAUGAUUUCGCCGGCCAGAUCGAUUCAUCUCCCAUUAUCCUUGCUGUGAGGAUAUCAGUCAAGGGAGAGGAGCGGAAUGUUGGUGUUUGUUUUGCAGAUGCCAGUGUUCGGGAGCUGGGCGUGAGCGAGUUUGCCGAUAACGACCUAUACUCCAAUUUCGAAUCUCUCAUCAUCCAACUUGGUGUCAAAGAGUGCGUUGUUCAAUCGGAUGAGCAGAACAAGGAUUAUGAACUGGGAAAACUUCGAGGAAUUAUCGAGCGCUGUGGGAUAGUUAUGACCUUUCGGAAGGCUUCCGAGUUUUCGGUCAAAGACAUCGAGCAAGACCUCUCCCGACUUCUUACAAGUGAAAUUGCUGCCGGUGUCUUACCACAGGUGGAAAACAAGCUUGCCAUGGCAGCUGCUUCCGCCUUGAUACGAUAUCUACAGCUUAUGAGCGACGAUCUUAACUUUGGCCAAUACCGUCUUUACCAACACGAUCUUGCCCAGUAUAUGAAGUUGGAUGCAUCAGCAGUUAAAGCGCUUAACUUGAUGCCUGGACCCCGAGAUGGUUCAAAGAAUAUGUCGCUAUACGGCCUUCUUAAUAAGUGUAAGACCGCCAUAGGGACCCGGCUGCUGGGCCAAUGGCUUAAGCAACCGUUAAUGAGUCUUGAAGAAAUCAAAAAACGGCAAUUUUUGGUGGAAGCGUUCGUUGAGGACACUGAACUCCGGCAGACGAUGCAGGAGGAGCACUUAAAGAGCAUACCAGAUCUUUACCGGCUCUCUAAACGAUUCCAAAAAAACUUGGCAAACUUGGAAGAUGUUGUCAGAGCAUACCAAGUUGCCAUCAGAAUCCCGGGGUUCAUUUCAACCUUUGAAGGUGUGAUGGAUGAGACGUAUAAAGACCCGCUUGAUCUGCGAUACACAACCAAACUACGGGAAAUAUAUGGCAACUUGGAAAAGCUACAAGAGCUGGUCGAAACCACUGUGGACCUUGAUGCUCUUGAUAAUCACGAAUUCAUUAUCAAGCCAGAAUUUAGCGAUGAUCUUAAAUUGGUUCGGGAUAAGCUGGAUAAACUGAAGAGGGCAAUGGACACCGAGCACCACAGAGUCGGAAGCGAUCUGGGCCAGGAGGUUGACAAGAAGCUUUUCAUGGAGAACCAUAAGACAUAUGGGUGGUGUUUCCGUUUGACCCGUGCCGAGGCAGGUUCAAUAAGGAAUCAGAAGGAAUAUAGAGAAAUAUCAACCAUGAAGAAUGGUGUUUUCUUUACGACCACUGUCAUGCAGGAUCUGAAGCGGGAUUUUGAUAAGUCAACGUACAUAUAUAACAAGACACAGAGCGGACUAGUGGAUGAAGUUGUCACCGUAGCAUCCUCCUAUUGCCCAGUUCUGGAAGAAUUGGCCGCCGUGCUAGCCCAUCUAGACGUUAUUGUUAGUUUCGCUCACGUUUCGGUUCAUGCUCCAUCACCGUAUGUCAAGCCGAAGAUGCAUGCAAGAGGAGAGGGAAACACUAUUUUGAAGGAAGCCCGACAUCCAUGCAUGGAAAUGCAGGACGACAUUCAAUUCAUCACGAACGAUGUCAGCUUAUGCAGAGGCAGCUCGGAGUUUUUGAUAAUCACAGGUCCCAACAUGGGUGGUAAAUCCACUUACAUCCGGCAGAUUGGCGUCAUCGCUCUAAUGGCCCAGGUUGGAUGCUUCGUUCCAUGCUCCGAGGCGGAAUUGACGAUUUUCGAUUGUAUACUUGCUCGCGUCGGAGCCAGCGACUCGCAAAUGAAGGGUGUGUCCACAUUCAUGGCCGAGAUGUUGGAGACCUCGACUAUCCUCAAGUCGGCUACUUCCGAGUCCCUGAUUAUCAUCGAUGAGCUUGGGCGAGGUACCAGUACCUAUGAUGGGUUCGGGCUUGCUUGGGCUAUCUCAGAACACAUUGUCAAGGAAAUUAGGUGUUUUGCGAUGUUCGCAACUCAUUUUCACGAAUUGACGGCGCUAGUCGACGAAUACCCCUCCGUAAAGAACUUGCACGUCAUUGCACAUGUGACUUUGCUUUAUAAAGUCGACGAAGGCGUUUCCGACCAGAGCUUCGGUAUUCAUGUCGCGGAACUUGUUCGCUUCCCACAAAAGGUAAUCAACAUGGCCAAGCGUAAAGCAGACGAACUCGAAGACUUUACCGGCAAACACGAACAGAAGGCAUCCAACUGUACCAGAGAGCAGAUUGCAGAGGGGUCGGCUCUGCUAAAAAAGGUAUUGGUCGAGUGGAAAAACAAGGUGGAGGACUCGGGGAUGACCCCCGCUCAAAUGAGGGGUGAACUCAUAAAAUUGAUCCAAGCACCGGAGCACAAGGAAGCUUUGGAUAAUGAUCCAUUCUUCCAAUCAGUUAAGGCCCUGUAG